AUGAACGUUCCGAGCGCGCUCGUCUACCAGUUGGCGGUGCUGGCGCUCGCCGGCGUCGCCUCCGCCGGCUGCGGCACGCGGCGGCCCGCCUGGAAGCCCACCAGGCGGCCCAAAGUGGUCGGCGGGCAGGCGCCGCCGCCGGGCGCCGCGCCCUGGCAGGUGGACCUGCGGCUCGGCGACGGCAAGCACCACUGCGGCGGCGCCUUGAUCAGCGCCAGGCUGGUGUUGUCCGCCGCGCAUUGCUACAACGAUGGAUUGGUGGCGGUGGCUGGUGCUCAUGGUUUACCUGGUACUUCGCAAUUCGAGCAAAUCCUGAAGGUUGAGAAGUUCAUCCCUCAUCCAGAUUUCCGGAAAUUGGGAGCGUAUUCGCACGAUUUGGCUGUUCUUCUGGUGGCUUCUCCUGGAUUCGUUUUCAACGAAGUAGUCGAGCCGGCUUGCUUCUCCGAUUAUUCACCACCUUCGGGUACUUUAUGCGAAGUUUCCGGAUGGGGCGCCGUAGAUCCCAACGACAUCGACACCACCUCUCCCAUUCUGAAAAUUGCAGCCGUCCCCGUUCUAUCGUUGGACACCUGCAGGCGAGUAGUCGAAUCGCAGCAAAUACUCGACUCGAUGUUGUGCGCUGGUUACCUCGGAGGCGGCAUCGACGCCUGCAGCGGAGACUCCGGUGGACCGCUGGUGUGCGAAUGGAAAGGCAAGAUGGAGUUGGCUGGAAUUGUGUCCUGGGGGGAAGGUUGCGCGAAGAGGAACAAACCGGGAGUGUACACCAGGGUGUCCAGUUUCCUGCCUUGGAUCAAGGAAUGCGCCACUGAGCUAGAUGUAGCGCUUUGA
Messenger RNA from Phyllotreta striolata, 828 nucleotides. NCBI's taxonomy places the organism in Eukaryota, Metazoa, Arthropoda, Insecta, Coleoptera, Chrysomelidae. The record is from the annotation of a GenBank genome assembly.